UUCUAGCUUGAUGGGUUCUUCUAAUAACGGUGGUGUGCCACCGGGGUUUCGAUUUCAUCCAACUGAUGAGGAAUUGCUUCAUUACUACUUGAAAAAGAAGGUGUCGUUUCAGAAGUUUGACAUGGAUGUUAUUAGAGAGGUCGACCUCAACAAGAUGGAGCCUUGGGACUUGCAAGAAAGAUGCAGAAUAGGAUCAACACCACAAAACGAGUGGUAUUUCUUCAGCCACAAGGAUAGAAAGUACCCAACAGGGUCAAGGACAAACCGAGCAACGAACGCAGGGUUCUGGAAAGCCACGGGAAGAGACAAGUGCAUAAGGAACACCUACAAGAAGAUUGGGAUGAGAAAGACACUAGUGUUCUACAAAGGUAGAGCCCCUCAUGGCCAGAAGACUGAUUGGAUCAUGCACGAGUACCGCCUUGAAGAUUCCAAUGAUCCUCAAGCAAAUGCCAACGAAGAUGGGUGGGUGGUGUGCAGGGUGUUCAAGAAGAAGAACCUAUUCAAGAUUGGAAAUGAAGGAGGUGGUGGCUCCACACACACCUCAUCGGACCAGCAACUCAACAACUCAACGGCCACCAAUGCUCGUUCCUUCAUGCAAAGGGAAAACCACUACCUACUGCAUCACCACCAACAACAGCAAAACCCUAGGAAUGGGAACCCAUCGUCUUCAUCCUCAGGCUUUGAUGAGCUCGAUAAACCCGAACUCGGUCUCCAUCACUAUCCUCACAUGCAAACCCCACACUAUUCACUCUUCCAUCACUCCCAACCACUUCUUCAUCCCCAGGCCCACAAGCCCAUCGUCUACGACUACUCUUAUACACCCGCGCUUCCCUCAGACCCUCCUGUCAUUGCUAAGCAGCUCAUGACUAACCCUAGAGACUGCGACAGCGGUGGCAGCGAGGGUCUGAGGUACCAGCAGGUUUCCGAGCCUGGUAUGGAGGUUGGAUCAUGUGAACAAGCCCAGGAAAUGGGCGCGGCCGCGGCCGCAAGAGGAGGAGGAGAAGGAAUGAAUGAAUGGGGUGUGCUCGAUAGGCUUGUAACCGGGAACCUUGGAAAUGAAGAUUCAGCCAACAAAGGGAUUAGGUUUGAAGAUGCAAAUCCACAUCAGAUUAACCAGCUUUCUUUGAGGGGAGAGAUGGAUUUCUGGGGCUAUGGAAAACAAUAACUUCCUCCAUGAUUGAAGAUAAAUAAGAGUUCGAUCCUUGCCUCUAAUUAACCAUUUAAUUAAAUACGGGGAGAAACAAAGAAAGACAUUUAUAUAUAUUUUGAUACAGAUUAUUGAAGAUUGUUAUCUCUAUGUUUUUAUUUUUCGAUUCGAUAUUAUUGUUUGUUUAGUACCCAUAGAGUCAAUUGGAAAAUGCAGUUGCAAUUGCAUGCAAGUGCAAUACAUGGUUAUUGAUGUUAAUUAUAGUAUUGACUAUAAAUAUGUCCAGUCAAAGAUUUAAUUGUACUUUAUGCAACUUGCAUGACUUUUUUCUUAGCUUGGAUCAA
Molecule: messenger RNA, 1491 nt
Organism: Arachis stenosperma
Lineage: Eukaryota; Viridiplantae; Streptophyta; Magnoliopsida; Fabales; Fabaceae
Product: protein BEARSKIN2-like
Exons: 3
Coding region: 11-1165 (384 amino acids)
Biological process (GO): regulation of DNA-templated transcription
Molecular function (GO): DNA binding
Source: RefSeq, a predicted model, not a curated record